CGUGACGUGCCAGUGCCUGGCACUGGACGUGCUUGCAGAUUUCUCGGAGUGUCCGCGUCUGCUCCAGGCCUUUUCUUAUGCUUUACCGGCCGGCCAGCGUAGGUGGUGUUCGCUUGGUUCUGUGGCUGUUCCAGCGCGUUGCCGUACGGCUUUUUCGCGGACCAGCGUGUACACUGAACUAGUGUUACGGGACCCCAGCUAUAGUAUACAAGCGGGAAAAGCCAAUGUCGUACUGCAAGAACUUCGGGAAAGACCAAGUAAUUUUCAUCACUAAGGAAGAUCACGAGAAACCUAGCACAAUACAACUGCCCGAUGACCCAGACGAUGAAAAACGAGGCUUGAUUCUUCCCAAUGGUGACAUCAACUGGAACUGCCCAUGCCUGGGAGGCAUGGCUACCGGCCCUUGUGGACCACAAUUUCGGGAAGCCUUUUCCUGCUUCCACUACAGCACAUCUGAGACCAAAGGGAGCGAGUGCUUUAACCACUUCAAGGCCAUGCAGGAAUGCAUGUCUCAGUAUCCAACCCUCUACCCCGCUGAUGAUGAUGACGAUGAACAGGCAUCGCAUAAAGCUAAUCCUGGCAAGGAGGAGGUCACCGGACUGGGAUAUGCACUAUCCAAGACAAGUGCUGUGACAGAAAAUGAGCCACCGAAAGAGGACAAGAGAGUUGCUAGCCAGUGAGAGUGAUUGUAAAUACUAGUCUGUACAUAAACAAAAAGGCUUUUGGCAAAGACAAUCUCUGUCAUGCGUAUUAUCUUCCAAGUACGCUGUCACUUCGCAGCAUUGGUAAGUUGCAGAUUAAAUCGAGAGAUGCUGGACCUCAUGACAAAUCUCCCUUCCUAUUGAGAUGUUUGUGUUGCUGUUGUGGGCAUAAAUUUUGCAGCAACUGAUGCAACAUUAAUAAAAGCAAUUUCUUGACUAGUGUUUUUUUUAUCUAGAGGAUAGUUUGAGACCACUUGGAGUUAACAGUGUCCUUAAAAUUUUUAUGUAAUCUUAAUGUAUGUGAACAUGCCAUGCCUGUUUUGUAGUGCAGGCCAGCAGAAACAAAUGGACACCUGUGGCCACAAUCGUUUGAGUCUAACAAAUGCAUAUUAUUUAUGCUGCUGUCAGCCUACUAAGUAGGUUACAAUCAUUUUUGCAAGUGCCAUUGGGGGAAGUGCACUUUCCCUCUUAUAAUAGUUGUGACAUCCUGUAUGCACUGCACUAAAGUGUUAGAAGUAAUAAAUGUUUUGUUAGCAAUUCCAC
Molecule: messenger RNA, 1244 nt
Organism: Dermacentor albipictus
Lineage: Eukaryota; Metazoa; Arthropoda; Arachnida; Ixodida; Ixodidae
Product: mitochondrial intermembrane space import and assembly protein 40-B
Biological process (GO): protein import into mitochondrial intermembrane space
Cellular component (GO): mitochondrial intermembrane space
Molecular function (GO): protein-disulfide reductase activity
Source: RefSeq, a predicted model, not a curated record